AUGUAUGCAAAAGAAAUAAAGAAUUGUUUAUUGCUGUUUGUUAUACCAUAUUGUUCAUCGACGUCGUUGCCUGGAAAAAUAAUUUUAUGCUUAAUAUGUGGGAAAAAAGAUCGACAAGCUCGUUGCAAGUAUACGCAAAUUUGCACAAUUGAACGAGAAGAAAAAGUUCGUAAAGCAUAUCAAACUCGUUAUAAUAAGGAAUUAAGUGGUACACUACUAAAUCAAUUAGUGCAUGCAAUUUGCUACAAAUCACUUGUUGUUGGAAUUGAACCAGUAUCUGUCGCAAAUAAAAUAGGAAGACCAAAACGAAAAAAAAAAUAUUCAUGUCUUGAUUCAAAUCCUGCUAGAAUAUUAAUGGAUAUUACAAAUCAUCCAACAACAAUUACUACAAAAUCUAAUUUCUUUUCUACUGAAGACAGAAACAAAUCAUUUUAUGUUGGUGAAAAUAAUGAAAAAUAUACUUCUGAAUUUACAGUUGAGUGCAGCUCGAAUGCAGCACCAACAUUAUCUUCAUUAAUUGGUAUUCAUGAUCAAAUUUCAAGUAGUAGUAUAUCAUUUGUACAAUCCGAACAAGAUAUUAUCUCAAGAAAUUCUACUGAAGCAUCAUUGAUCACCAAUGGUAUAACAGAAGCCACAUCCACAUAUGAAGUGUUUGAACCAAUUAUAAACAAUUAUAACGACGUGUUUGCUGAUCGACAAGAGGAAGAUAUUACAACGUCAACUGAUAUUGAAUCAAUAGAAAAAUAUACAAUAGAUUCAACACAAACAGCAUUAACAUAUGAAGUAUUUGAACCAAUUGUAAAUAAUUGGAACAAUGUAUUUGCUGAUCGUCAAGAAGAAGAAGAUAUUACAACGUCAACUGAUGUUGAAGCAAUAGACAAAUAUACAAUAGAUUCAACACAAACAGCAUUAACAAAUGAAACUAUAUUUCAAGAUGACACACGUGCAGCUAGUCCCGACGACGAUGAUUUAUCUUUUGAAAUGGUCAUCAAUGAUCAAUGUACAAAUGAAGUUGUAAUACGAAAUGAAAGUAUAAAACGAAAACGAGAUAAAUUGAAACGAACACGAAAAAGAACUUACAAUUCAUCAAUUCAACAAGUGAAAAUCAAGUCGAAUAAAUUCGGAUUAACACCUUCAUCAAUUCAAAAUAAUUCAUUUCAUGUAACAUCAAUACAAUCUCAAUCUAUCUACGAAUCUUCUGAAGAUGAACGUGUAUUUCAAUCACCAUAUGCGUGUUCAACUCCGAAGCUCAAUGGAAUGAAAAAUAAUCUUACAUCAUUGAAUUUUAAAACUCCAUCACUGACAGUAUCACUAACACCUCGUCGCACUCCUCAUUUUCGAAAAUACUUUCGCACAACGAAAACUGCAAGUCAACCUGAUCUUAAUUAA
Messenger RNA from Rotaria sordida, 1389 nucleotides. Lineage: Eukaryota; Metazoa; Rotifera; Eurotatoria; Philodinida; Philodinidae. The record is from the annotation of a GenBank genome assembly.